CAUUCUUGAAACACUAUCAAUUAUCAAAAUAUCUCAAGUUCUCAAACACAAAACCCAACACCACUAAUGGCGACGCCUUCAUUUGAAAAUAAACUGGCCACAGCAAAGACAAUCUUAACCACUGCAGCUUCUGUUGCUGGUACGGUCAUGCUAGCUCGAUCAGUGUUCCAAGAUUUCUUGCCCAGUGAUAUCCAACACUACUUCCUUUCUCGCUUUUGCAAAAUCUUCAACACUCGCUCCUCCCAUGUCACCAUAGUCAUUGACGAACUGGAUGGGCUAGCUAAAAACCAAAUCUACGAGGCUGCCAAUAGAUACGUGGGCUCCAAACUCGCUUCUUCAGCUAGCAGACUCAAACUGAGCAAGCCUGAGAAAGAAUACAAUAUUAAACUGACCAUGGAAAGCCAUGAAGAAAUGGUCGAUAUGUUUAAUGGAGUUAAACUGAAGUGGGUUUUAAUUUGUAGAGAAUUUGAACCCUGGAGGUUGAAUAACUCUCGUGAUAUGACCCCCGGUACUCGAUCAGAGGCAAGGGCUUUGGAGCUUAGUUUCCGUAAGAAAGACAAAGACGUCGUCUUUGACUCAUACUUGCCUUAUAUUGAGAGAGAAGCGGUGAGAAUACUACAAGAGACAAAGAAACUAAAGAUCUUUACUGUUGAUCACAAAAAUCUUUAUGGGAACUGGGCUGAUGCAUUGGUGUCAGCGAACCUCGACCAUCCUGCAACAUUUGAUACAAUUGCCAUGGACCCAGUGGAGAAGGAAAACAUGUUGAAUGAUCUUCAAAGGUUUGUGGAGAGGAAAGAUUACUAUAGAAAAGUAGGUAAAGUUUGGAAAAGAGGGUAUUUGUUACAUGGACCACCGGGUACAGGCAAAUCCAGCUUGAUCGCAGCAAUGGCCAAUUUUCUCAACUGUGAUGUUUAUGAUUUAGAGUUGGGUACGUUGAGGUGCAAUGCGGAGCUUAAAACAUUGCUUCUUUCAACUGGGAAUCGAUCCAUAAUCGUGGUGGAGGACAUAGAUUGUACAAUUCACUUGCAAAAUCGGUCACAAAGAGGUGGAGUUGGAGCUGAACUUGCAGGCUAUGGAGAUGAUUAUCUUCAACAAAGACAGGUAACCCUAUCUGGGUUUCUCAAUUUCAUUGAUGGAAUUUGGUCGAGUUGUGGAGAUGCAAGGAUAAUUGUCUUCACUACAAAUCAACCGGAGAAGCUGGACGCAGCGUUGUUGCGUCCUGGACGUAUGGACGUUCAUGUUAACAUGACGUAUAUCAAACCAUAUGGGUUUAAGGUUCUUGCUGGUAACUAUCUUGGAAUUCAAGAUCACGUAAUGUUUGAUGAGAUUAACGAAUUAAUUGAAACAACACAAGUAACCCCAGCUGAAGUGGCGGAGCAACUGAUGAGACAUGGUGACAAUGAUAUUGUACUCAAUGGCCUCGUUGAAUUUAUCAAGCUUAAGAAGAAAGAACUCAUUAGAAAACAAAAUUCAGAUUAAUUCAACAAGGAUCAUCUUCAGGAGUGAAAGAUGUUAACACUGAUCGUCAGUAUUGAAAGAUGAUCAAGUUGAAAUAUAACUAAUUUAUUAUA
Pistacia vera is the source of this 1571-nucleotide messenger RNA. RefSeq names its product AAA-ATPase At3g50940-like. The transcript has 2 exons. Lineage: Eukaryota; Viridiplantae; Streptophyta; Magnoliopsida; Sapindales; Anacardiaceae. Gene Ontology annotation, molecular function: ATP hydrolysis activity; ATP binding. The coding region runs from base 67 to 1479 and encodes 470 amino acids. The record is from RefSeq and is a predicted model, not a curated record.